AUGGAAGACCACAAUAGGAAUACUCAGAGAUACCAAGCCAUCUUGCUACUUGAGUACUCAGAUGUUUGGCGAGGAUUGCUGUGGGACUGUGCGCGCCUGGUGCGGGUCAGAAAAGACGGUACACCUUACUGCUGUACACAACACGACCAAACGCCACACUCCAGUGUCAUACCUACGGUGGGGGGCACCUCCAAUAGCUCAGAAGGUGCUUCCACCGAAACAGGACGUAUUGCACCAGGAGAUGAGCAGGGUGAAGAUGAGGUUGUGAGCGGACUCGAGAAUGUGCAGAGAGUUAUGAGACGACUCUGGGAGGCUGCUCGUCGGGUAAGCGCACCUCAGAAUGAUUGA
Messenger RNA from Sphaeroforma arctica JP610, 348 nucleotides. RefSeq lists its product as hypothetical. The transcript has 2 exons. The coding region runs from base 1 to 348 and encodes 115 amino acids. The record is from RefSeq and is a predicted model, not a curated record. NCBI's taxonomy places the organism in Eukaryota, Ichthyosporea, Ichthyophonida.